Messenger RNA from Drosophila virilis, 590 nucleotides. RefSeq lists its product as uncharacterized. The record is from RefSeq and is a predicted model, not a curated record. Lineage: Eukaryota; Metazoa; Arthropoda; Insecta; Diptera; Drosophilidae.
UAACAAAAUUGAAAUUCCCAAAAUUUAAUAAAAUUAUAAGAGUUUUACCGAAAAAGAAAUACUUGUUUUAAUAUUAGUCGAAAAAUAUUGUGUAUUAAAAUAUUUAGCCAAAAUCGAAUGAGUUUGGCGUUCCAAAUCGAAGUUUAAGCACCAAAAGCAAACGUAUUAUGUAAAUUUUAACAAAAUUCUUAGCAACAUGGAUGCGAUCGAAAAGCCACAAGAGAAGCAAAUUCUAUCUGAAAUCGGUGGAUCGACAAAAUUGAAGGAAGUCCCAGCUCCGACACCGUCCCACAUCGAUAUUAAGGAGCCGAUCGUCUACGAUUAUAUGAAGUACCCCAGCAAAAAGAAGGGCAAGACUCUGCACCCACACCCAAAGGUCAAGAAGAGUGUGUCCUUUAAGCGUGUCGUCGAGCUGGUCACCUUCACCGACGACUGGAAGAUGCAGACGAGCGAGAGCAACUUGCGCACCGAGGACCAGCAGCUCGGCAAUAAUAUGAGACGCAAUUUUUGAUCAUUUUUCGUUCCCAUAAAUGUAUUUUGUUAAUUUUAUGUAUCCGAAUCAAUUGAAAUAAAUUUAAUACAUAAAUUGA